GAUGCACUUGUCCCGCCUGCCGGUGCCACUGCCCGCAGUGGCCCGAUCGUGUGUACGGUCACUCGUAUAAAGCCACCUGCAGCCACCUGCCUGUCUUUACACAGCCCUUCAACGUUCCGAACCAUGUCCACCGGCUCAGAAACGACGCCCCUGCUCCCCACGCAAAAUGGCAACGGUAACGCCCAGUCGCCGUCGUUCACCCAUCGUGCCACAGAGUUCCUCAAAGCAGAGGGCCAGCCCAGCUGGCUUGCUUCGUACCGAUUCUUCUUCUUUGGCUCUUGGCUUAAUGUUCUCCUCGUGUUCAUUCCCCUGAGCUUCCUCGCGGAGCACUUGCACUGGGACGCCGCGUUACGCUUCGCGUUCAGUUUCAUAGCAAUCAUGCCUCUGGCAGCGCUGCUGGGGACCGCGACGGAUCAAAUGUCACUAAAGUUGGGUCAGACACUGUCCGGUCUGUUGAAUGCCUCUUUCGGGAACGCCGUUGAGAUUAUUGUCGGCGUUGCUGCCCUUCUGCAAAAUGAACUGCGAAUUGUACAGACUUCGAUGCUGGGUUCGAUCCUGUCGAACCUCCUCCUGGUAUUGGGAUGCUCUUUCUUCGCAGGUGGCCUGAAAUACUCAGAAAGUAGCUUUCAUCAAACGGCCGCUCAAGCCUCGAGCUCGCUCAUGACUUUGGCAUGCAUCACCCUCGUCAUCCCCGCCGCAUACCACAGCGCACAAUCGCACGCUGGGAACUCGACGACCCUGGUAAAUUCGAUCGCCAACGCUGUUGUCGACGGCACAGAUCUCGACACGGCGUCUGAGCGUGGCCUGCUUCUCAUCUCGCGCGGGACGGCGUUGCUUCUGUUGGUCGUAUAUGUCGGCUACCUCUUCUUCCAGCUCAAGACACAUGCGUACCUAUUUACGGAGGACGAGGGCGAGGUGGAAGCACAGUUGAUGAACGUCCCUGCUGCUGGGUCCGCUCUUCUGCUUGUCACCGUCAUUACAUCAUUCUGCGCCGAUUACCUGGUUGCUUCGAUCGAGGAGGUCGCCACCCGCUAUGGCAUCUCGAAGCCAUUCAUCGGUGUGAUACUGCUUCCCAUCGUAGCCAACGCAGCCGAACAUGUCACCUCGAUCUGGAUGGCUCGUAAGAACAAGAUGGCUCUGACGAUUGGGAUCUGUGUGGGCAGCUCGAUCCAAAUCUCGGCCUUUGUGGUUCCGCUUCUUGUGAUCGUAGGCUGGAUGACUGGCCACAACCUAACGCUCUUUUUCUCCAAUUUUGAGACGAUUGUGCUCUUCGUGUCUGUGCUUCUGGUGCAGUUCCUCAUUCAAGACGGUAAAUCAAACUACAUGGAAGGCAUGAUGCUCAUGACCUUGUACCUUGUCAUCGCUAUCUCUUUCUGGGUCUCACAGUGAAGGCGGCAAGAUUGGUCCGCUGCGCCAAAAGUAGACGACACAUGUUGGUCACCACGCACGUACCAUACUGUUCUGUACUGUAUUAUCAUCGUACUGCGAUACCCCGAAUAUUGUCGAUCCUUCCGCCUCUCCGAAUUGGACGUUCGCUCUAUUUAUUAUAGUGCAGUGCUCGUUGUUCACUGUAUCCGUAGUCUUGGCAUUUACGCGAGUAGGAAGUCGACGACCUCUUGUUGCACAUUUAGUGACAUCAAUGUACGCGCCUCGUUACUCUGCGCAAUAAAAGACGCGGAUAAACAUCUCUUGGACGGACUUGUGACUGCUCAUUUACUGUA
Messenger RNA from Fomitopsis serialis, 1721 nucleotides. Its product is annotated as calcium/proton exchanger. Gene Ontology annotation, cellular component: fungal-type vacuole membrane. The coding region runs from base 124 to 1389 and encodes 421 amino acids. Lineage: Eukaryota; Fungi; Basidiomycota; Agaricomycetes; Polyporales; Fomitopsidaceae. The transcript is spliced from 16 exons. Gene Ontology annotation, molecular function: calcium:proton antiporter activity. The record is from RefSeq and is a predicted model, not a curated record. Gene Ontology annotation, biological process: calcium ion transmembrane transport; intracellular calcium ion homeostasis.